AUGCGAGCAAAAGAACGUUAUCUAACAUGUCCGGCGUGCCUCGUAACUAUUGAAACAAUUAGAGAAGAAUUUGCAUUCGCUCCAGAUAAUACUCAGAUAAUAGCAGAUAAUAAAAAAAGCAUCUCAUCAAAGCGUGAUACUGUAGAUGGUAAUGAUAUUGAUUUUGAGUAUGUGAAAGAAAUAGGUUUUGUGAGUGGGUUUAUUGCAAAUAUUAUCCAAUCAAAAGGAGAGACCGAUGAGGAUGAAGAUUACCAAAAAGCAAGUUUAGCCAAUCACUAUGCGAAAAGAUUCGAAAAAGAAAGUCAAAGAUAUCAUGGAUAG
Molecule: messenger RNA, 321 nt
Organism: Diversispora eburnea
Lineage: Eukaryota; Fungi; Glomeromycota; Glomeromycetes; Diversisporales; Diversisporaceae
Source: the annotation of a GenBank genome assembly